GUACCGUUCCUUAUUAUGACGUUUUGUGUUACUUUGUUUCAAAUGAGGCAAUAUUCUAUAACUGGAUACUAUGUAAAAUAGAAACAAAUUUUAACACCAAAAUUGCCAGGUCUAAAAAUUAUUUUCUAUAACAUCGCGUCGUUUGCACUCACACAUUCUGCCUUGUUUACCAUUUAGCAAGCAUAUUUGCCAGUUGUUUUCAAUGUAUUUUAAAACGCGCCUCCUGCGUAUUGAAUCUUUCUGGAAAAUGCGCGCUAUUCAUUUGUACUCAAAGCCGAAUGUAUACUGUGAUGAUUACAAUAAACAUACAUUUAUUGAACAAUACCAUUGAGUUACAUAAAUAGGCUAUUUAUCACAAUUAACAUUCCAAAAUAUGUACGACCAUAUAGGAUAUUAUAAAUGUUUAGAGGCACCCGAUCCAAUACGCUUGAAGUUGAGAGAGAGUUACUGUCAUUUGAGUGACAGCCAUGUCUGUGUGCUAUAUCCAUGGCAUCAAGUGACAAGGUCUCACAACUAGAAAUAGUUUCUCGCUCAUGUUGUGUGCAGAAUAUUGGUUAAUAGCUAUGAGGGAUUGUGUUUCUAUUCUUGAAUGCACUGGAGUCAACACCUUCCCCUCCUCUAACAAAAAUCCAGAAGCCUUGCACAUCAAAUAAACAAUUGUGCUGGUCAUUUGGUAAUAUAGUACUGUUUCUCACCUGCUUAAAGUAGAUUUAAGUAAAGAGCUUAUUUUGUUGUUAGCAGAGCCCCUUGAGAAUUCUUGGAUCUUGCCAUACUUCCAUGGAACAAUUCUCUCAUUCUGUUGCUACUUCAUUUCAGAGAACAAGCUACAAUAAUGUCUUAUAUAUUUGAUUGGCUGUACAGAGGAUUCAGCAGUGUGUUACAAAUAUUAGGAUUAUAUAAAAAGAGUGGAAAGCUAGUUUUUCUUGGAUUAGACAAUGCUGGAAAAACAACGUUAUUACACAUGCUUAAAGAUGACCGACUUGGGCAGCACGUUCCAACACUUCACCCUACAUCUGAGGAACUGAGUAUUGCUGGGAUGACUUUCACAACAUUUGACCUGGGAGGUCACGCUCAAGCAAGAAGAGUUUGGAAGAAUUAUCUUCCAGCAAUAAAUGGAAUAGUCUACCUUGUUGAUUGUGCUGACCAUGAACGCCUACUAGAAGCCAAAACUGAACUGGAUGCCCUCUUAACUGAUGAAACCAUCUCCAAUGUGCCAAUCCUUAUUUUGGGGAAUAAAAUCGACCGUCCAGAAGCAGUUAGUGAGGAUGCACUUAGAGGAAUGUUUGGUCUUUGUGGACACACCACUGGAAAGGGAAAUGUAUCGCUGAAAGAACUCAAUCUGAGGCCAAUGGAAGUCUUUAUGUGCAGUGUUUUGAAGAGACAAGGAUAUGGUGAAGGUUUUCGAUGGCUUUCUCAGUAUAUUGAUUAAAAUAAUUAAUGUUACUGGACAAGUUAUUAAUCCAAAACCCAUGUGCCCUUAUUUAUUUAUUAUCUACCUUGUAAUAAAACUGUAGUAAUAAGGGGUGUUAUAUAUUUUGUCAUCUGAGCCCUCCGGUGUGGGGAGAGAUAAGGAUCUGAGAUACACAUUCAUUUAACAUGUUAGGAAUUGGUUACAUAUGUUACCUGAAACUUUCUAAGCAUUCAUUUAUGCUGUUUCCUUUUCUAAAAACAGGGUUAGAUGUACAAAAUUCUAGAGCUGGGUUAUUUUAAGAUACUGCAUCCUGUAACAGAACACUUACAAGUACAAAGGUAUGUUUAUUUGAAUUAGGCACUUUUAAUCGGGUAAAUAUCACUUGUGCUGUGAUAGAUUUUGAUGACGUUAAAAUCAUCAGAUGAUACUAAAUUAGUGUUUUGUCUUCACGUUACAUAUUACAUCUGUGCCUUAAUGCUAGUGGCUGGUGGUCUUUUUUACGAUACACAUUUCAGUGGCAUUUUCCUAGUUGUGAAAUUUCCACCUGCUGAAAGGAAAAACAUGAAGUGAUAAGGUGUGGAUUGCCAGGGUAUUCAUGCACAUUGAAAUUGCCAGAGAUUUGCAAUGGAAUAUUUAUUUGUUUCUAAUAUUUAAAAGUACAAAUAUUUGAUAUUUGAAUGCAGUGUUUUGAUACCUUUUAAAACUGUUCUGAUUUAGCACUCUUCAGCUCCAAUGAUGUGUCUAUAUUGGUCUGUUUUCCACACUAGACUACCUAAUUAAUCUAUGCAAUAAGUACUUUUUGACUGUCAGCUGUGAUUUAUUUGCAGUAAUGGCAUGAGAGUACAAAGGCUUUUUUUUUUUAAUUGAUAGAAAAGAUGCCUGUGCAAUACAAUGUGUCAUAUUACUAGGUCUCUUCAACUCCUAUGUGUAAAUAGGCUUAUGAGAAAGGAUUGGGGUUUUCAAUGCUGGUUAUCAUUUCAAAUGGCUAAUUGUGUACAUGCCACUUGUAGCACAACAUUUGUGCAAUGUUUUUUGAAUUAGGCAAUAAAAAUUAUUUUGA
Molecule: messenger RNA, 2471 nt
Organism: Myxocyprinus asiaticus (Chinese sucker)
Lineage: Eukaryota; Metazoa; Chordata; Actinopteri; Cypriniformes; Catostomidae
Product: GTP-binding protein SAR1b-like
Exons: 6
Coding region: 833-1429 (198 amino acids)
Biological process (GO): membrane organization; intracellular protein transport; endoplasmic reticulum to Golgi vesicle-mediated transport
Cellular component (GO): endoplasmic reticulum exit site; COPII vesicle coat
Molecular function (GO): GTP binding; GTPase activity
Source: RefSeq, a predicted model, not a curated record